AGUGCGUUGAUCACCACAUAUUGUUUGUUAUUGCUCUUCGCCAUUCUCCUUGAAUUGUGGUUUGAGGCGCCUUCACAUCUGCGUUCCUAUCCACAGUUGUGUACCCUUUUUGUUAUUGUUCUAGUACUCCCUUGUUUGCACAUAGAAAAGGCGCAAGAUGAACCGUGCAAGCGGUGCCAUGGUGGCGGCGAACCUGUUCCAGUCCGCCGUCUCUACUGGAUCGCAGCGGGCGUCCUUGCAGUACAUCUUUCACCGCAUCCGCCUCAACCUCGUCCCGUUUAAUGCGCAGGACGUCUAUCAAAUCUGUCUCGUUGCCUACAACAGCGACACCAUCGACCUCAUGGCAGACGCCGAGGUAAUGCGGGGCGUCGCCGACUCCUUCAACCGCGCCGAUCAAAGUGUGCUGACGCCGUUUCAGGCGAGCCUGGUCGUGGACACGCUGCGCAAGGCAGGAAUCAACGCAUCUUCAAAGGAAGUGAUGGUGCCAGAGGAAGACGCCGUGUCGCCUGAGACGUUGCUGGAUGUGCUGCGCGCCAUGAAUGUCCACGGUGGCACCCGGGAUGAGAAGAAAAUAGCGGCCGUGCUGGAGAAAGUGCCGCGGCUGCUCGACGAGUUCAGUCCAUCGCAGCUGGCGUUGGCCCUGUCGGAGUUAGGAAAGCUGCGCUGCUCCGAUGCGGACGCGAUGCACAAAAUUGCGAAGCGCCUCUUCAACUUCGCAGAUGAUGUGGGACCGUUAGAGGCCUCGCUCGUGGCGAAGUCGCUGGCCAUGACGCGCGGCACGCCCUACACGACCCUGCGUAGAGCCUUCAGCCUUGCAGAGCAGCGCAUCUCCGAUUUUCAACCCGAGGAUUACACGAACACGCUGGUUGCGUUGCAAAACGCUGGCAGACAGUACACGCGUACCUUUACGAAGCUUGUUGAGGCGGGUCUAGAGCACGUAGAGAACAUGGACGCGACGACGCUGACGGCGUUCUUGGUCACUUUUACGCAGCUGGAGUACACCAAUCGCGAGCACGUGGAGAUUUUCGCCGACGCGUUCGUUGACGUUGCGAACGACCUGGAUGAGAAGACGCUCGUGCAAGCUUUUGUAGCCCUGCAGCGGCUGAACCUACUGCACGAGGAUGUGUUUAGCAGCCUUGUUUCGUGUUUACUACGGUACGCCGCGCUGCUCGAUCCGCGCCACCUCGCACCGGUGAUGGAUGUGUGCAGCAGCGCGGCGCACAACUCCGACGUUCUCAUGAAAAUCUUACUCGACCGAGCCUUCGAGUGCACGCGCUACCUCCACCCUGCAGCGCUGGCGGAGAUUCUGGACAUCGUCGCUCACUACCCGCCUGCUCACACUCACCCUCUCGUCGACGUUUUCGGCCGCCAGGCACAGCUGCGGCUGGAGAUUUUCUCUUCGCUGGAUCUAGCGCGCGCAACACGUGGGCUAGCCCACUUGGGGUACAGAAACCCGGAGUACUACACACAGGCCGCUCAAAAAGGGUUCAUGUACGGAUUUAAAGACUGGUCUUUUUUGGAGCCCAUUCUCAUGGGCAUGAGCUAUUCCGAAGAGGUCCCAAUCCGCACCAUCAAGGUUCUUGCCUCCUUCACCGCGCCCAUGGCGAAGUCCAUGUCGCUGCAGGAGGUGGAGCGGGCAAAUCGCUAUUUUCUACAGAUGAAGUGUGAGGAGGACUUCGUCUACCGCGCCCUGGCGAACCGGGUGAUGCACUUUGUGAAGGAGAUUACGCCGGAUAUGCCGCAGGAGCUGCAGCAGCUCGUGCAACGCGGUGCCGUGAACAGAAUGUCAGAAGUCUAA
Leptomonas pyrrhocoris is the source of this 1798-nucleotide messenger RNA. RefSeq names its product putative mitochondrial mitochondrial RNA binding complex 1 subunit (MRB10130). The record is from RefSeq and is a predicted model, not a curated record. The transcript has a single exon. The coding region runs from base 158 to 1798 and encodes 546 amino acids. Lineage: Eukaryota; Euglenozoa; Kinetoplastea; Trypanosomatida; Trypanosomatidae.